This is a messenger RNA of Pelobates cultripes (western spadefoot toad), 778 nucleotides long. The record is from the annotation of a GenBank genome assembly. Lineage: Eukaryota; Metazoa; Chordata; Amphibia; Anura; Pelobatidae.
GUACCUGGCAAUACGUUAUCCACUACGUUCCAGGGAGCUUCGAACACCUAAGAAUGCAUUAAUGGCCAUCACUCUCAUCUGGAGCCUAUCCUUGAUUUUUUCUGGCCCAUACCUCAGCUACUACCAAGAGUUCCAGACAGACAACCUUACUUUGUGUCAUCCUGUAUGGCAGAUUUCCCAUCGCAAGACUAUGGACCUUUGCACCUUUGUGUUCAGUUACGUUAUUCCUGUGCUCAUCCUUGGCCUCACCUAUGCUCGUACAAUCCGCUACCUCUGGACUUCUGUCAAUCCCAUCGACGACAGGUCUGAAUCAAAAAGGGCCAAGAGGAGAGUGACCCGUAUGAUCAUCAUUGUGGCUGUUUUGUUUUGCCUGUGCUGGUUGCCUCACCACUUGGUCAUACUUUGUGUCUUGUUUGGUUACUUUCCCCUCAAUAAUGUCACUUAUGCCCUCCGUAUUCUCUCCCACCUAGUGUCUUAUGCUAAUUCCUGUGUCAAUCCAGUGGUGUAUGCUCUAGUAUCUAAACACUUUCGCAAGGGGUUCCGCAAAAUAUUCCUUUGUCUUCUGUUUCGACAAAGGUCAGCCAACAAGGUCCAUGUGGUCCCUACUGUCCAUGCUGGUGUCAGCACACUAGAAGCAGCAUGCACGGAAGUGACCCAGCUCAGUGAGGGUCACAUGCAUUGCUCUGCCUGCUGCCAAGAUUCUAGAAGCACCUGGGAAGAGACAGAAAGGAUUGGAGAUAAGGGAGCCCAGACAUUCCUCCCAUUUAAUGCAACAUAG